CCGGUUGAUCAUUACGUCUCUAUGUGGUCUUCCUGUCUGAGAGCGCAAAAAAAUGCCACUUUUUUUAAUUUUUAUUUUUAAUUUCAAACUGUAAUAUCGCUACAUAUUCAGGAACUUGUUUGUGCCGCGGUUUUAUUUCUCACCCAGGUUAAAUAGAUUUAGCAGACACCGAAAUUUAUUGAUAAUCCUUUCUUUCACUUACAGCAUGGAUGGUAACUCAAGUUUCUUUAACGUUUAAGUCCUCCUGAUCACAAUUUAGUGCUUCUUCUGCGUACUGUUCUCGAUAUGGCCCGGGCCCAGAACAUUGCUUUAGCGGAUGACAGCCUGUCUGUGGACCUCAUGUCAUCUCCAGAAGCUCCUGUCCAAGACACAGCUGCGUGCGUGAGGAGUCUAACAGGGCAGGAGCUGGAGAAAUUGAAGAAUGACCGGAACCUGGUGUCAGAAUUCAAACAAGCCAAGUUGGAGAAGGAGGCCCAGAAGAACUGGGACCUGUUCUACAAAAGAAACACUGUGAACUUCUUCAAAGACAGACACUGGACAACCAGGGAGUUUGAGGAGCUAAGGGCGUGCAAAGAGUCUCAGGGUCAGAAGCUGGUUCUCCUCGAAGCUGGUUGCGGGGUGGGGAACUGCAUAUUCCCGCUCCUGGAAGAGGACCUUGACGUCUUUGUGUACGCCUGCGACUUUUCACAUCGAGCUGUUGAGUUUGUAAAACAAAAUCCUCUUUACUGUGCUGAGCGGUGUAAAGUUUUCCAGUGUGACCUCACCAAAGAUGAGCUGCAGGAGAGCAUCUCUGCCGAAAGCGUGGAUGUGGCCAUGCUCAUAUUCGUGCUAUCUGCGAUCCAUCCUGACAAGAUGCCUCUGGCUUUGAAGAACAUUUUCAAAAACUGCUGGCUGACCUGUUUACUGGCGCAGGAUUCCUCACUUUGGCAAAUGAAUAUGUGUUCCGUGAGACAGUUAAUAAGAAGGAGGGCCUCUGUGUGCCCAGGGUGUUUGUCCAGAGCAAGUUUCGCAAGCCAGACCGAUGACUGGCCUCCUUGUGAGCAGCUCCCACACAACCUAGCGCACAUGGUGACACCAUCUCUGAGGGUUUCUGUACGAAUUACGAGUCACUCUUUUUCCUGCAGACUGCAUCUCUCACAUCCACUGAAAGACUCUGUUUCUAGACUGCAUAUGACAACACCUCCUCGUGUGCCUUCACUUUGAGUAUGUGCUGUCCCAGGGCUGUGCACUCUUUAGCGAAGGGAAGAAAUAAUUUGCAGUUAAGACAGGGAAAGGUUUUCUAUUUUUUAGAGGAAAUAUUUUGUAUUUCUGUAAUGUUUCAUUAAAGCAUUUUAAUCUUUAUUUCUUGGCCUUUAUUGCUACUGACAAUUUAAGCACUGGGAAUUGGAAAUUAAAAUGCAGGCACACCAAACUAAUUGAUUUUAAUAGCCACAUAAUGUAACAAAGAGGUCUUUAACUUGUGGAUUCAACUGGAACUGGAAAUCUGCUCAUAACUGUAAAUCCAACCACUA
This is a messenger RNA of Scleropages formosus (Asian bonytongue), 1511 nucleotides long. It is a transcript of the gene mettl6, whose product is annotated as methyltransferase 6, methylcytidine. The transcript has 4 exons. The record is from RefSeq and is a predicted model, not a curated record. Lineage: Eukaryota; Metazoa; Chordata; Actinopteri; Osteoglossiformes; Osteoglossidae. Bases 286 to 1203 code for a protein of 305 amino acids.